UGAAGAGGCGGGAUACAGACGACGAUUGGGCGACUACCGACUCUAUCUCGGGCGACCUUCCCUCAGGAUCUGAUUGGCUCGUCACGAUCAGGAUCGCUGCUUUGCAAUUGGCCUAAACGCAGAGUGGGCGGGACGAAGUGCCGCCUUGUCCCCGGUCCAAGAUGGCUGCGUCCAUGGCGCGGCGCCUGUGGCCUUUGCUGACUCGUCGGGGUCUCCGGCCCUAUGGAGGCUGGAUCGCCAACGACAGUCCAAGGAGAAGUUUUGCUACAGAGAAACGAAACCGGAACCUCCUGUAUGAGCAUGCGCGCGAGGGCUACAGUGCACUCCCUCAGCUGGCCAUAGAGUGGUUCUGCGCAUGCCCAGAAGAAGCCGCACGCGCCCUGGAGCUCCGCAAGGGGGAGCUGCGGUCGGCGGACCUGCCCGCUAUCAUCUCGACAUGGCAGGAGUUGAGGCAGCUGCAGGAGCAGAUCCGGAGCCUGGAGGAAGAGAAGGCAGCUGUGGCUGAAGCAGUGCGGGCCCUGCUGGCAAACCAGGAGAGUGGUGAAGUGCAGCAGGACCCCAGGUACCAGGGUCUGCGGGCACGUGGCCGGGAGAUCCGGAAGAAGCUUUUUCCCCUGUACCCCAGGGAGGCCCAGCUUGAGGAGCAGUUCUAUUUGCAGGCGCUGAAGCUGCCCAACCAGACCCACCCAGACGUGCCCGUCGGGGAUGAGAGCCAGGCUCAAGUACUCCACGUGGUCGGAGACAAGCCAGCUUUCUCCUUCCAACCCCGAGGCCACCUGGAAAUUGGCGAGAAACUCGACAUCAUCCGUCAGAAGCGCCUGUCCCACGUGUCUGGCCACCGCUCCUAUUACCUGCGCGGGGCUGGAGCCCUCCUGCAGCACGGACUGGUCAACUUCACAUUCAACAAGCUUCUCCGCCGGGGCUUCACCCCCAUGACAGUGCCAGACCUUCUCCGAGGAGCAGUGUUUGAAGGCUGUGGGAUGACACCAAAUGCCAACCCAUCCCACAUUUACAACAUCGACCCUGCUCGCUUCGAAGAUCUCAACCUGGCUGGAACAGCGGAGGUGGGGCUUGCAGGCUACUUCAUGGACCACACCGUGGCCUUCAGGGAUCUGCCAGUCAGGAUGGUCUGUUCCAGCACCUGCUACCGGGCGGAGACAAACACGGGACAGGAACCCUGGGGGCUGUACCGAGUGCACCACUUCACCAAGGUGGAGAUGUUUGGGGUGACAGGCCCCGGGUUGGAGCAGAGCUCACAGCUGCUGGAGGAGUUCCUGUCCCUUCAGAUGGAGAUCUUGACGGAGCUGGGCUUGCACUUCCGGGUCCUGGACAUGCCCACCCAGGAACUGGGCCUCCCUGCCUACCGCAAGUUUGACAUUGAGGCCUGGAUGCCAGGCCGAGGCCGCUUUGGAGAGGUCACCAGUGCUUCCAACUGCACAGAUUUCCAGAGCCGCCGCCUCCACAUCAUGUUCCAGACCGAGGCUGGGGAGCUGCAGUUUGCCCACACGGUGAACGCCACCGCCUGUGCUGUCCCCCGCCUUCUUAUCGCACUCCUGGAGAGUAACCAGCAAAAGGAUGGCUCAGUGCUCGUGCCCCCUGCCCUCCAGCCGUACCUUGGCACCGAUCGGAUCACAGCCCCCACCCACGUGCCUCUCCAGUACAUCGGCCCCAACCAGCGCCGGAAGCCUGAGCUACCUGGCCAGCCUGCUGUAAGCUGAGAACCCACCCUCGGCAGCCCUAGAGGGCGUCACUGCUUCCUGGAGCUCAGGAGACCCCGGACACCUGGGACCUGUGCUCCUGAGCCUGUCCUGACAUCUGCGUUCCUCCCGUCAGCUCCACGCCCAGGCCCCUAGACCCUGGGGUCCGCCUCUCCUCUGUCUUUGCUGCCUGAGUCAGUCACUGACCCUGUUAUCAUUGAGGGGUUCCAGUGGGAAACAGGACCUCUGGACUUUAUGGUUCUGGGGACAGGAGAAGCAGAGGAAGAGGCCUCCAUCCCUCUUUCCUUCCCUCCCACAGUGCUGAGCAAAAAGUCCCCAAUAAAUGGUCAGGACAAAG
Rhinopithecus roxellana (golden snub-nosed monkey) is the source of this 2055-nucleotide messenger RNA. It is a transcript of the gene SARS2, whose product is annotated as seryl-tRNA synthetase 2, mitochondrial. Gene Ontology annotation, biological process: mitochondrial seryl-tRNA aminoacylation. NCBI's taxonomy places the organism in Eukaryota, Metazoa, Chordata, Mammalia, Primates, Cercopithecidae. The coding region runs from base 162 to 1718 and encodes 518 amino acids. Gene Ontology annotation, molecular function: serine-tRNA ligase activity; tRNA binding; ATP binding. Gene Ontology annotation, cellular component: mitochondrion. The record is from RefSeq and is a predicted model, not a curated record. The transcript is spliced from 16 exons.